AUUCACUCUUUGGACAAACCAAACUAUAUAACAUUCAAUGAUAAUGGCUGCCGCAGACACCAAGAUUCUCUUCAUCGGAGGCACCGGUUACAUCGGAAAGUUCAUCGUGGAAGCGAGUAUCAAUGCCGGCCACCCAACUUUCCUCUUGGUCCGAGAGUCAAGUCUUUCCAAUCCAGAAAAGGCACCACUCAUUCACAAGUUCAACAACUUGGGUGCCCAACUUGUUCUUGGAGAUGUAUAUGAUCAUGAGAGUUUGGUUAAAGCCAUGAAGCAGGUGGAUGUGGUGAUUUCUACUAUUGGAACCAUGGAAGUAGCUAAUCAAGAUAAGAUCAUUGCUGCAAUCAAAGAAGCAGGAAAUGUUAAGAGAUUCUUUCCUUCAGAGUUUGGAAAUGAUGCAGACCGUGUUCAAGCUGUAGGGCCAGCAAAGAGCGCAUAUGCUGUGAAGUCCCAAAUUCGCAGAGCUGUCGAAGCUGCCGGAAUUCCUCACACCUUGGUGGUGUGCAACUUCUUUGCCGGCUACUUCCUACCACGUUUGUCACAACUUGAAGCCACAACUCCACCAAGAGAUAAAGUUGUUAUCUUAGGAGAUGGAAAUGUCAAAUGUGUUUUCAAUAAGGAAGAAGAUAUUGGUGCUUAUACUAUCAAAGCUGUGAACGACCCAAGAACGUUGAACAAGAUAUUGUAUAUAAGACCCCCAAAGAACAUAGUAUCCUUCAAUGAAUUGGUAUCUCUCUGGGAGAAGAAGAUUAAUAAGACACUAGAACGGAUUUAUGUUCCGGAAGAUCAAGUCCUGAAGCAAAUUGAAGAUUCUCCUUUCCCAAUAAGUAUAGAAUUGUCAAUUUGUCACACAGUAUACGUGAAAGGAGGUCAUACUAGCUAUGAAAUUGACCCACAAGUUGGAGUAGAAGCUUCAGCACUAUAUCCUGAAGUCAAUUACACUACCGAGGAUGAGUUCCUUAACCAGUUUAUUUAACAUGAUUAUGUUACUUGGAACUCAAUAGUUUCAAUGUUCACUUUGAUCUUUUUCUAUAGAUUUUGUGUUUUAAGAAUACUGUAAUAUCAUUACCAGUAUUCAGUAAUGUUGCACUUGUUUCUGUUGAGUUAUCAAACAUCUCAUUAUAGAAAACUUGUGUUCUGAAAUUAAAGUGUGGAUGUCCUACUAAUUAAUGGAGCAUGAUUUUUCUUAA
Messenger RNA from Arachis duranensis, 1187 nucleotides. Its product is annotated as phenylcoumaran benzylic ether reductase POP1. Gene Ontology annotation, molecular function: oxidoreductase activity. Bases 38 to 973 code for a protein of 311 amino acids. The transcript is spliced from 5 exons. NCBI's taxonomy places the organism in Eukaryota, Viridiplantae, Streptophyta, Magnoliopsida, Fabales, Fabaceae. The record is from RefSeq and is a predicted model, not a curated record.